Molecule: messenger RNA, 1395 nt
Organism: Geosmithia morbida
Lineage: Eukaryota; Fungi; Ascomycota; Sordariomycetes; Hypocreales; Bionectriaceae
Exons: 2
Coding region: 1-1395 (464 amino acids)
Source: RefSeq, a predicted model, not a curated record
AUGAAGACACUCAUCCUCAUGCUGGCCACCGCGGCCUCCCUGGCCGACGCAGCAGCACAUAUCCUCCCUCGUCAACCCAUCGCCACAGCAGCUGCCGCGUACGCCUCCGACGGCUGGACGCCCAAGCCCACAGCCCCCCCGGCAGGCUUCAGCUUCGUCCCCGUCGACGGAAGCAGGAAGAAGCGUCAAGACUCGGACUCAGACUCGGACUCAGACUCAGACUCGGACUCAGAUUCGGACUCAGACUCGGAGCUGACUACGGCCCUCAUCGCCCCGGACAACGUAUGCGGCUACGUCUCCGGCCGCCCGGGUGCGGCCUACUCGUGUGGAGUGGGAUUCACCUGCGCCCUCAUCACCGCCAGCUCCAGCUACAGCGGCUACGUAGCCUGCUUCGACUCGUCCAAUUUUGGUGCCAGGCUCGACUGCAUCGACUACGACUCCUAUUACUCAUCCAGCGCAUGCCUUGACGGUUGUGAUGUAGAUGCCUUUACACUGAAGUGCACGAACACCUUGAUGCCAUACUGCAACACAGUGUCCUUCUCCCCAUCCAUCUACGAUUACUGGUGCAAUAGUCAGGACGAUAGCUUUGCCCGUUAUGCCACAACAGCCUACUCCGGCCAAGACCGCACCUUCUCCGACAUGGUCCUCAGCGAUAUCGAAGAGACCUCGUCCGUCACCGGCGCUGCCCCAUCAGCCACCUCCACAGACAGCAGCGACAGCAGCGAUGAUGACGACGACAGCGACAGCGGCGGCAGCAGAAAGACCAAGAAGAAGAGUAGCACCCCCAUCGCCCCCAUCGUCGGCGGUGUGGUCGGCGGCGUCGGCGCGCUAGCCCUGGUAGGAAUAGUCAUAUGGUUCAUCAUCCGCCGCCGCAGAAGGUCCAGGGCUAAGGACGCCGCCGCCGGCGCGGCCGGUGCGGCCGGUGGCGCCCUCGGGCCCAGCAACGGCCAGGGCGCCAUCGCCUACCAGCCCGUCCAGCAGCAGGGUCCCCCUCCCGGCGUGGCGCCGCCUUACACGGGUCCUCACCAGAGUUACUACGCCGAUCCCAAGUUCGCCGCCAUGGCAACAACUCAGUCGUCGUACUUGUCUCCACCCAUGCAGCAGCAGCAGCAGCAGGCACCUUCCGCAGCAUUCUAUAACACCACGGGCGGUCAUCCUCCGCCUCCGGGAAAUUCACCGUCGCCUCCUCCACCGCAGGGGUCACCGGACAUGGCCUCGCCAAUUGGUCAGAAUACAGUGUCUAAUACGAGUUCCGUGUACGGGGCUGGUGCUGUCGGGCUUGGUAGCCAGCAGCCGUCGCCGCCGCCGCCGCAGCAGCAGCAGCAGGGUGGGUUUGUCCAUGAGGCCCCCGCCAAGCAGGAGGAUACGCUGAGGGGGUUCCAUGAGUUGGGUUGA